This is a messenger RNA of Ziziphus jujuba (common jujube), 1493 nucleotides long. RefSeq lists its product as uncharacterized. Lineage: Eukaryota; Viridiplantae; Streptophyta; Magnoliopsida; Rosales; Rhamnaceae. The transcript has 3 exons. Bases 315 to 1331 code for a protein of 338 amino acids. The record is from RefSeq and is a predicted model, not a curated record.
GUUGGACCCGACCAAGAGGGAAUACGAGCUAUGCUAUAAAAGGGCGCAAAUUUUCGCCAUCGGAAGCGUUUCUGGAAGCCCAGAAGUGAAAGCCCUAGUUCUCUUCCUCACAGGCCGCUCAAUAUUUUCCAUCCGAUCUUCUCCCUCCCUCAUAUAUCAGAUCCCACUUCGGUAGUUUGGAGGAACACUGGAAGUUUUUGGUAUAUUGAGGCGUGGGUCUUUUCGAUCUUUGGAAUUGUAUUUUCUUCACAUAAGAUGUACUUCCGGUCAUCAUCAUACCAAAAUGCAGGUGUUGUGCGUUUUUUUUUAUAUAAAUGGACACCAAGAAAUUCAUUCAACUGGUCGAGGAGAAGAAGAAAAGAGCUUUGGAGAAGAAGGAAGCCCCUUUGAAAUGGGAACAGAAACUAGAAGCUGCUGCCAAGGCAAAGGCUGAUGCUGAAGCCAAAGAGAGGAAAAUAAAAGCUGUAAAGCAUAAAAGAAGAUCUGCUUUGGAAUCUGAUAGUGACAAUGACACUGAUGCUGACAGCAGUGAUGGGGGAAGGAAGUCUAGUAAAAGAAGCCACAAGAAAUAUAGGAAGGAUUCCCACUCAGACUCAGGUGAUAAUGAGAAGAGAAAGGAGAAAAAGUACAAGCGAAAGCCGAAGAGAAGAUCUUCCAGCUCCAGUGAUGAUGAUAGUGAUGAAGAGUGCUUAUUUGAAGGAGAUAAGAAAAGGAAGAAGCGAAACCAUAAAAAGCACAGGCAUCAUGAUUCAAGGUCAGAUUCCAGUUCUGAUUUUUCAAGUGGUGAGGAUGAUGAAACAGCGAAGAGGAGAAUUCAUGCAAGGCGACACAGACGCCACCAGAGAUCAGAUUCUAGUGCUCCUAACUCUUCCAGUGAUGAGGAUAAUAUCAGAACUAGAAAGAGAAGUCAUGCCAAGCGCCACAAACACUACCGGCGGUCAGAUUCUGGCUCUUCAGAUUUGUCAAGUUAUGAGGAUGAUGGUGCAUUUAGGAGGAGAAGCCAUACGAGACGUCAUAAACAUCAUCGACGAGAACGUAGUGUUGAUUCAAGUCCAUCAGAUUCUGACUGCCACAAGCAUGAUAGGUGGAGCCAAUCUUUAGGCAAGUCAUCAGAUGACAACCAUGAAGAACAAGGUAAACCGUCAAGGCACAAGAGACAUGGUUACCAUCAUUAUGGUCAUCACAAACAACUGCAUCAUCACUUGGAUGAGGAGGAAAAUCUCUCGCACCAGCAUUCAGCUGAACCAAACCGAAAGUUCAUGGAGGGAGGAGGGGACAGAAAAACAACUGAUAAAAGCACAAAUGAUAAUGAAGAUGGACAGCGUCUGUAAGGGAGUCUUGUUGAUGUGGGUUUAUUGAUUCAUCAUAUUGGUCAUGUUUGCUCUGCGUUGUUGUCUCGGUUGAUGGGAGCGCUAUUCCAAACUGAAAUUAUGAACAAUUGUUGUGAUUUUUACCGUAACUUGUUAUUCAAAUCAGGACUAACCGGUUUUUUA